Phragmites australis (common reed) is the source of this 2445-nucleotide messenger RNA. RefSeq names its product pentatricopeptide repeat-containing protein At4g11690-like. The record is from RefSeq and is a predicted model, not a curated record. Bases 348 to 1412 code for a protein of 354 amino acids. NCBI's taxonomy places the organism in Eukaryota, Viridiplantae, Streptophyta, Magnoliopsida, Poales, Poaceae. Gene Ontology annotation, molecular function: protein binding. The transcript is spliced from 2 exons.
ACCGCGUCGGCGCCCUAGCUCCGCCCCUUCGCCGUGCUCCUCCUCGCGGCGCUCCUCCCGGACGCCUCCCCGGACCUCCUCUCCUGGCCCAGUAGCGCCAGGGGCAGUGCGAGCUCGAGGUACGGUGCGCACUGACUCGCGCUCCACGCGUUCCUUGCCGUCGGUAUGGCCCGCGAGGCGCUCGACGUGCUCGCGUGCGUCCGCCGCGCCGGGAACACGCCCAGCCUCUCCGCGCUGGCGGCCCUGAUGCGCCUGCUGUUCUGCGGCGGGAAGUCCGAACCGCUUGGAAGGUGUUCGAGGAAAUGGCCGCAAGGGGCCCGUGACGGAGCCUCGCCAUCUUCAACGCCAUGAUCCUUGGGUUCUGCCACAAGGGGCUCGUACGAGUCGGGGCUGGGCUGCUAAGGUUCAUGGGUAGGUUCCGUGUGGUCCCGGACGUGUGCAGCUAUAACAUCCUGAUCAAGGGGCACUUUGUGUUUGUGUGGUCAGCGGACGCGUUCAAGCUGUUUGAUGAAAUGCGCGUAUCAGGGUGCAAGCCAACGGUUGUGACGUAUAACAUAUUGGUGGAUGCACUGUGCUGUGAGUGGAGGAUGGCGGACGCUAGGACGCUGUUCGAUGAGAUGGUACAGGUGGGGAUCAAAGCGAAUACAAUCACAUUCAAUGUUUUGAUUGAUGGAUAUGCAAAGGCCGGACAGAUGGAUGAGGCUAACGCGGCCUGUAGGGAGAUGAAAUCGAGGGGCUUACAGCCGGAUUGCUGCACCUUCAACAUUCUUUCUGCUGGAGCAUACAAGUUUGGAAGCGCUGUCCAGUUAGCCCAUGAUCAGCAGCCGUUGCAUGAAAUGUUUGGUUCACAGAUGUCAGCUGAUGGGUUGGAUAUGCUGGUCUGUAGGCUUUGUUGGGAUGGGAGAUUUGAUGAUGCCUGGGAGCUCCUGCGUGGUGCUAUUGAGCAGGGUGUUGCAAUGAGUGUUGCCGGAUUUAAUGCGUUGAUCGCCGCAUAUAGCAAGGAGGGAUUCAACAAAGCAGCUUUUGAACUAUAUAGAGUUAUGAACAAUUUAGGAUUGUCACCGUCGUUGCCUACUUUCAAUUACUUGAUAAUGGGUCUGUGCAAUGAAGGCUGGCUUGAUGAGGCACAGCUGCUAUUAGAACAUAUAAUUAAUAAGGGAUAUUGUGUGAGUACAUCAUUUACCAUCUACCUAGAUGCAUCCUUCAGAGAGUGGAAUGCAGUCGACACUUUGAAAUGCUGGGAUGAUAUGGAGAAAACUGGUCUGCAAUAUGUUGAGUUGAACUGGGAUGUUAGUGCCAGAGCAGUUGAGAAGCUUCGUGAGCUCCAAGAAUGUUUCAGUGUGCAAACCAAUGUUAUUACAGUUGAGGCAUUGUCACCAUCCGUCCAAGAGAUGCCACGUCCAUCCACAUAACACCAGUCUUCUAGAGUUGAAAUGUUACAAGAGACCAUGAAGUGUAUUAAGGGUAACCCAGUGGGAGUUAUUGGAAUUUGGGGCCUAGGUGGACUGGGGAAGGCCCAGCUAUAACCAGAUUGGUGAUGAGGCCUCCCGGGAAAUUACUGGGCAGCAUCCGUGCGCUUACUUCAGAGAGCAGCCAACAUGCAUGGCGGAUCGAUCUCAUUAUGAUUGCUUUUUAAGAUUUAGGUUGUCCACAUGUCAAAAGAAAAAUGCAUGCUAGGUUAUCUGAAGGGGACUGGUCAUGUGCCAUGCUCAUUUGUUGCAAUAUUUUCUGAAGAGUUAAGACAUUGUUGUAAUGUUAGAUCUUUCGUGUUGUAUAGAAUUUUUUUGAUGAGGACAUCCCUUCCAUUGAUGCAAUCAUGCCUAUUGCACAGCAGAGAUCAAUGAUUCGAGCUCAAGCACGUUGAAUCAAUUAUCAGGUAAAGUCGUUCUUUGCUGUUUAAACAAGUUUCUCUCCGAAUGUGGUACUAUAAAGCCUUGUAAUGAUUUUCUUAUGCUUAGAAACUUGAGAGACGAACCAGCUGGACCCAAGAGUAACCAAGUUAACCAUCGGUUGGAUGUUGAUGUAAACAAGAAGAUGAUCAGACCAAACGUCCAGACCGCACGUUCGGACCUUCAGGCAGCACCAUUUUGAUUUGUCCAUAAUUCUCUGCUCUGGAAGGUGAUUGGGGCCUAUAAGUAUUUGUUGGAAAGAUCUUGUCAUCUAUUUCAUAUGGAUCCAACACCAGCAUCAGAUUCCAUCAGAGCUGCUCAGAAUCGGCGAAAGAACAUUCGGACCUCCAGCCAGCCUUGGUCCUUGUAUCUUGUAGAGCUUACUAGGGACCCAUUCUAAGUUAGGGUUUCAUCUCCUCACGUCUCUUGGCUGCCUCCUAUGUAUAAAUAGUAUCAGCAGUCGUCAGGAACAAGGUUGGGUUUUGUUUAGAUGCAAGAUAGCUUCAGCUUCUUCCUUGUAAACGCAUAUGUCGGCUAGACCACCUGUUUUACUCGA